AUGAACGUUAAUGACUCCACACCAUUACUUGGUAAUACCAAAAACUCUGUACAAAGAGUUUUUAUGAGUACUUUAAAAUCAUCUCCAGUUAAUUAUUUAUUAAUUUUCGUCCCCCUUGGGUUAAUUGCCGGAUUUUUUGAAUGGUCGAGUAACUCCAUUUUUUGGAUUAACUUUUUAGCUAUCGUCCCAUUAGCCUCCAUUUUGGCUUAUGCUACAGAAGAAUUGAGUGAACAUGUUGGACAAACUAUCGGUGGUUUAUUGAAUGCUACCUUUGGAAAUGCCGUUGAAUUGAUCGUUUCAAUUAUUGCCUUGAAAGAUAAUCAAAUUAGAAUUGUUCAAGCAAGUAUGUUGGGGUCAAUUCUUUCCAAUUUAUUAUUGGUUUUAGGGUGUUGUUUCGUAGCUGGAGGUAUUACAAGAGUUCAACAAACUUUUAAUCAAACAGUAGCUCAAACUAUGAGUUCAUUAAUGGCAUUAGCAACUUCAGGAUUAUUAAUUCCUGCUGCUUUCCAUUCAACUUUACCUUUACCAAAGAAUAAAGAAGGAUUCCCAGUUCCUGGAUCAUCUGAUGAUUUAAUUAUUUCAUUAUCUAGAGGAGUUUCAAUCAUCUUAUUGGCAGUUUAUAUCUUAUAUUUGGUUUUCCAAUUAAAGACUCAUAAAGCAUUAUUUGAAGAACAACAAGAGACAAAUGAACAAAUCAUUACUUCAUUACCAGAAGCUUCAUCUAAACCAAAUGGUGAAGAAGGAUUAAAUAUUCCUGAAUCAUUAAUUGUUUUAGUUGUUUCAACUAUUUUAGUUUCAUUCUGUGCAGAUUAUUUAGUUGGUAGUAUUGAUGAUAUUGUUGAGAGUUCAGGAUUAUCAAAGACUUUCAUUGGAUUAAUUGUAAUUCCAAUUGUUGGUAAUGCUGCUGAACAUGUAACUGCUAUCAUUGUAGCCAUGAAAGAUAAAAUGGAUUUAGCUAUUGGAGUUGCAGUUGGUUCAUCAUUACAAAUUGCUUUAUUCGUUACACCAUUUAUGGUUUUAGUUGGAUGGGCUAUUGAUAUUCCAAUGACUCUUUAUUUUUCAACUUUUGAAACCGCCAUUUUAUUUGUAUCAAUGUUUAUUAGUAAUUUAGUAAUCUUAGAUGGAGAAUCCAAUUGGUUAGAAGGUGCUAUGUUAUUAUCGACAUAUAUUAUUGUCGCCAUUGCCUUUUUCUAUUAUCCUGAUACACAAAUCAGUUAG
Yamadazyma jaroonii is the source of this 1218-nucleotide messenger RNA. Lineage: Eukaryota; Fungi; Ascomycota; Pichiomycetes; Serinales; Debaryomycetaceae. The record is from the annotation of a GenBank genome assembly.